CUCAAAAUGUCUGUGUAUUCUGGAUUUGCUACUCGAUAACUUGAAAGUCAGUAUAAUAAGUUAAUUACUUCUUUGCUUAAAAUAAUGCAGCGUAGAAUAAUAAAGUUUUAUAAGAAUGAAGAAGCAGAUGAAAAACAAUUUAAAAGAGUUGUUGAAGAAGUAAUUAUAUGCAAUAAAUACAGACUCUUAUGAAAUUGAAUUAAAUGGAACAUUAGAAAUAUAAUGAACCAUAUAUAAGUGCUAUAAUGGGAGAAAUUUGCGAUUUAUUACAAAUCUAACAAAAUUGUGCAACAGGUUGUUCAUGUUAAUGUCAUCUUCAACUUAGAAAAUAGACAUUUUUAACUUAAGAUAAAGAAAUCCUAUCAAAUCCUUCUUCUUGUAGAAAACAAACAGUCAGUUCUAGAAAGACAAGUGUGAAAGGUAUAAAUAAUACUACUUUUCUGGAUAAAUCCUAAUUAUCUAAGAUUCAAUAACUUACUUAGUUGACAUCAACUUAUAAAUCUCCAUAUUAUUAGAAUAAUAAUAGUAACUAAUAAUAUGGUAAAUCUAAAUUGAACUUUUACUAAAAUACAUCUAAUAUAACUCAUAAUAGUUCUAUUGAAAGACCUACCACUAAAAGUUAUUAGAGGCCAUAAUCAAAAUCUCCAGGUAGAAGUAUUCCAUCUAGAAUUAUGAGAUCAUCAGAGGGUUAAAGAGCUAAUCCAAAUGAGAGUUUGGAAGAGAGAAGAUAUGACAAACCAUAAACAUUUGGCUAAUAAUAUAAUAAAUUUUUUAGAAAGAAGAAUUUUUGA
Messenger RNA from Paramecium sonneborni, 791 nucleotides. The record is from the annotation of a GenBank genome assembly. Lineage: Eukaryota; Ciliophora; Oligohymenophorea; Peniculida; Parameciidae.